GUGCUACAGUUAGACUGCGCACAGAACAUUAUGAUGUAGGACGAGAUAAAAAAAAAGACAUUUUAGACUAUGAACCAGGCUGCACGUCUGUGUGAUGACACGUCUCCGCCUCUUCUGCUUUCAAAUUGUGAAGCCACAGGCGCAGUUCUGCAGACGGAGUUUCCGGAGCUGCAAUCUCGCACGCUUGCGUUUUGCCUCUGAACGAUGAAGGAGCAAGCCUGUGCGGAAGAGAUCGCGAACAUCCUGCAAGAGGCCCCGGCGGCACGGAAAGCGCUUCUGGACAACUACAACAACCUGCGCAAUGUGGCCGAGUACUGCGAGAGCAGCUACCUCCAGGCAGGCGGGGAUUCGAUUAAAUCGCUGGAGGAAACCAAGGCCUUCACCACUCAGUCUUUAGCAAGCGUGGCCUAUCAGAUUAGCACACUAGCCACCAAUGUGCUCAAACUGCUGGACGCUCAGUGCUCCCAGCUCCGUCACAUCGAGUCCAACAUCAACCUCAUCGGCUUGACUGUUGACAUGCACCGGGAGAAGGUGGCACGUCGAGAGAUCGGUGCUUUCACCGUGGCUAAGAGAUACUCGAGGAGCAGCAAAGUCAUCCCACCUGCAACCAGCAAAGAUCCCAAACCCAAAUACAGCCGUACGCCCAUCUCCUACAGCAGCCUGGACACACUAGGGCACGGCAUGAAGGACUCGAAGCCACAGGAAAGAAAAGCGACCAUAAACCGCAAACAUGGCGGCACACUCAGUAGAAACCGUCCUACGGAGUGUCCUGUGGCUCCCACUUUGACUCGUGGAGCAUCUGUAACCUCUCUCAGUGACAAAUCCAUGACCUCCAGUUUCGGUAAAGCCGUUCCUCCUCCAGUCGUGCCCAGCUGGCCUAUGACCCCUGAGGCUGACAUCAUCAGCACACUGCUGGAGGACACGCCUCCACCGCCGCCCCCACCGAUGGACGGCGAAGAGGGGGUGGGGUCUGAGCUUGUUGUAGCUCCACCCCCUGCUCCUCCCCCUGACAUGUGUGACUUCCUCCCUCCGCCACCUGUGAAUCCUAUGGAGGAGAACCAUGAGCUAGAACCCAUUCCUCCGCUGGAGACAGUGCCUGAAGAGAACGGCCUUCCUCCUCCUGACACUGAUGGACUCCAUCUUCCCGCUCCUCCUCCUCCUCCUCCACACUCCAUGGAGAACGGGGAAGCUCGUCGCUCUCGCCGUUCUCGGGGGCGUCGCCCUCCCAGCACCCGCUCUCUCUCUCUACGGCUCCGCUCAGGCUCCGCCCCCCGUCCGCUGCACAUACGCUCGCUCUUCCUGCCCAACAGCCAAUCACUCAUUAUCCCCCCGCCCCCUCCAUACCCACCUCCUCUGGCUCCGCCCACUCUGAGCUCUCUGUGCCGGAUUCCCGCUCGGCUGCAGCACCUGGACCUGGAGAUUCCGGCUCCUCCUCCGCCUCCACCCAUGGACUGCAUGGAUGGUUUUGAUGAAGUUCCUCCUUUACCUCCACCUGUGGACUACGACACCUCUGCUCCUGCACAAUACCUGGAGAAAGUGGUGGCUCUCUACAGCUAUGAACCGGGCAAACCAGGGGACUUGACCUUUCAGGAAGGAGACGUGAUCUACCUGACUAAGAGGAAUGAUGACGGCUGGUGUGAGGGCGUCCUGAAUGGAGUAGGGGGGUACUUCCCUGGAAACUACGUAGAGACCAUGAGCUAAAUGAGCGCUGACUGAAACACAGUUUAUGGCAAAACAUCAGUAAGAAGAUUUUUUUAUAGCAAAAGGUUGAUGUGGUAUUCAGAGAAAUGCAAAAUAUAUGUUUGAUUAUUGCGUAUGUGAUACAAACUGAUUUUAUAAAAUUAUAAAUGCACUGUUUUCAGUACCCUCAUUAUUUUUUUAAUUAAUACUGUAAUAAUUUAAGUAUUUAUUAACACCAACUAAUAGACGGAUGAACCUGAAUCAAUCAAGUCUGCGUGCCAACAUGCCUUCCCCUCUCCGUUUCGGCUUUAUUAAUUCUUUCAUUACUUUAUCAAAUCAGUUGAAGUUGGUUACAUGAGGGAUCAACCUCACAUGGGAGCAUGACUUUCCCAGAAUGCAUUGCUAUGGUGUGUUUACCCUUAAAAAUGGGGGAUGAUGUCUAAACAAGAUCAGUCAUCUUCGUAAAUAAAAUGUAUAUGUACAUAAUAAAUAAAAUGUCUCUACAUGGAACUUUACUGGAAUUCGAUGUGGUUUUUAGACACUUCGCAUAUUAUGUUUCACAUAGUUUUCAAAUGUAGUGCAUUAUUUAUUUUUAUUCCUUAAAGGGCACCUGUCCCUGGACGACUAGUGGUUAGGCCAUGACGCUCUCAUGACCAUGGUCAGGGGUUCGAUUCCCGGCCAGGAAAUCAACCCCAGCACACGACAGUCCCAAGCUGGUCCCAAGCCCAGAUAAAACGGGAGGGUUGUGCCGGGAAGUGCAUCCGGCGUAAAAUCCGAUAUACGGACCAAUGAUCCGCUGUGGCGACCCUUAACGGGAGCAGCCUAAGGAUGAAGAAGAACAACAACAAACAGCACUUCUUGAGAUUUUUGUAGUUUGUACAAAAUCGCUGGGGUGUGUUUGGGGAAAAGAAAGAAUUUUCAAUUCUUUACUGGAAUUGCAGUUCACCUUACACGCAGCAGAGGGCAUGAAAAAUGACACAUCGCUCCUUUAAAGAUCACAGUGUGUGAGUGUGAAGGACAAUGCGCUCAUUUUCAGGAUCGAUAUCCUGGCAAAUGUUAUGACUGCUACUAGAGGACAGAAAAUAUACAAACGGCCAUGUUCUAGCACCUGAUAAAGAGUGUGUUUUAGUAACGUCCGUGCUUGGGUGGUCAGGAAAUUGCCUAACCUGCCUUACAGUCUUUAUCUUGAAGACAUCACAAGUGCAGGCACUGUGACUUUAACCAGCACAACAUGGUAAUAAACUCUAAGGUGUGUGUGUAGCCAAGAGUGCCCUUUUUUUAUGAUAAGACUCACUCGACGUCGGAGUACCGGGCCAGACGAGAUCAUCUGAUCACCUGAUCACCUGAUUACCUGCGGCCCUUCAGAUCCACUGAAAGACUUUGGCCGUAUCUUCUAUAAGAUGAGUCCCUCGGUUCCUGCGAUCUUUCGCGUUUUCCAAAUCUUCAUCCCGACAUUCGCUGUGAUUAUAUUCUGCACAGGUUUGUGUAAAUGUUUCCUGCAAAGUCGGCGGAGGAGGCAGGAAGAGAGACAGCUGGCACGAGCAACAGCACGUGCUCGGGAACACCCACGGUCCGUCUACAUCAUCCCCUUUUCACCGUCUGACGACCAUCAACAUGGCCCACCAUGCUACAGCCUGGCAGAGGAAUACACCCCCCCUCCAGCUUAUCAUGAGUUGGUGAAGCCUGACUACUGUUGUGAUCCUCCUCCUUCGUAUACAGAAUCCUUCAGUCCUACGUUCUCUUCCAACUCAGGUGACAUAACUCCAUCCUGUCCUUCAGUGUCGGAGUAAGAGAACAGUGCAAAGUGAAGGACUGUAACUGUGCAACAGAAAGCUGAAAAUGUCCUUCCUUCCAACACACCGAUGAACAAAUCAUGGAGAUUAAAAGCCAUAGCUGCUAUUUUUCUACUUGGGAAUUGAAAUAGUGUACAUAUUUGUAAUAUGUGUAAAUAUAUUUUCUUAGUUUUGUAGAUGAGCAGCAGAUGUAAAUAAUGGUCAAAAAAAUGUGAUGACUUCCUGUAGAUUUUAACAUCCUGGAGAUUUUAUUUUUUAAGUUAUUCAACAAUUACAGCACUUGUAAAUGAAAGAGCACAACUCCCAGCUCAAGUAUUAAGGGAAUGUUAUAAGUUAGGAAUUAAAGGAAAGAAAAAAAAGAAAUGUAACCAAAUUUAUUCACUUAACCAAGACAUUCUGUAUUUAAUCUAUGAGGCUUAUGUUUUCACACAUUUAGUUCAAAGUAGAACUAUAAUAUCGCCUGCAUCACUUCCAGCUUCCUGCUAUAAUUCCACCUUCAAACUGUGAGAGGCGGGAGCUGGGGGAGGGCAAAAUGUUUGAUUCAGGUUGUACAAGAUGGUGGCCACCAUAAUAUUAUGGUUAUAGAUGUUCCUGCUUAUAGAGGUCUUCUACACCAACCAAACGGUUUGGGGCAGACAUUUAUGGAAAUUAUUUUGGGGGAGAUAGGUGACAUAGUGGUUAUUUUUUAAUAUAAAUGAAUAUAUUGAAGACACAGGUUAAUAUUUCGAGGCCAAAGACUAAGUAUGAAGUAAACUAAGGCUACAAAUUAUUAUGUUAUGACCACAAGAUAGCAAAGUAUAGAUCUCGAGAAACUUAACUCAUGGCCUUAAUAUAUUAACUCAUGGGCAUAAGAUGCUUAACUUGUAGCCUCAAUAUGUUAUCUCAUGACCUCGAUUUAUUAUCUUGUGGCCUCAAUAUAUUACUCGUGUCCUCUCUACAUUAUCUUGUGGUCUCAACGUGCUAUCUCGUGUCCUGACUACAUUAUCUUGUGACAUCAAUGCAUCAUCUCAUGGUCUCAAUAUACUAUCUCAUGGCCUCCUAUUUUAUCUUGUGUCCUCACUACAUUAUCUUCUGGCUUCAGUAUAUAAUUUUGUUGCCUUUAUACAUUAACUCGUGGCCAUAAGAUGCUUAUCUUGUGGCCUAAAUAUAUAUUCUUUUGUGGCCUCAAUACAUUGCCUUAUGGCCUUGCUCUGUUAUCUAUUUAUCAUCUCAGUACACACACACACACACACACACACACACACACACACACACAUAUAUAUGUGUGUGUGUGUGUGUGCUGAGAUAUCUAUAUAUCUAUAUAUUAUCAUCUCAGCACACACACACACACACACACACACACACAUAUAUAUAUAUAUAUAUAUAUAUUCAUGGCCUAAGCUCAUCUCCUGACAUUAUUUAUAUAUUCUCUAAUGGUCUGAAUAGGUUCUGAAGAUCUCAUGAUCUCAGUUUAUUAUCUCAUGGCCUGAAUAUACUAUCUUGUGGCCUCAAUAUAUUAAUUCUCUGCCUCAAUACAUUCAUUUGUGGUCACACCAUAUUAAAAAUAACCACCAUGUCAAUUCACUGGCUCUGUACUAAGGAGGAAAUGGUGCAACUGUGAUUUUUUUUCCCAUUCCUUUUUGAUUUACUUUAUCUAGCACUGAAAUAAGUAACAGCAUGUGGAUCAAUAAAUAAAUAAAGGAUGGCAUUGUAUUUAA
Messenger RNA from Pangasianodon hypophthalmus (striped catfish), 5170 nucleotides. RefSeq names its product ABI family, member 3a (gene abi3a). Gene Ontology annotation, cellular component: lamellipodium. The coding region runs from base 205 to 1701 and encodes 498 amino acids. The transcript has 15 exons. The record is from RefSeq and is a predicted model, not a curated record. Gene Ontology annotation, molecular function: SH3 domain binding. NCBI's taxonomy places the organism in Eukaryota, Metazoa, Chordata, Actinopteri, Siluriformes, Pangasiidae.